Molecule: messenger RNA, 851 nt
Organism: Lynx canadensis (Canada lynx)
Lineage: Eukaryota; Metazoa; Chordata; Mammalia; Carnivora; Felidae
Gene: CTHRC1
Product: collagen triple helix repeat containing 1
Exons: 4
Coding region: 1-735 (244 amino acids)
Source: RefSeq, a predicted model, not a curated record
AUGCGCCCCCACGGCCCCGCCGCGGCCUCGCCGCAGCGGCUCCUCGGCCUCCUGCUGCUGUUGCUGCUGCAGCUGCGGACGCCGUCGAGCGCCUCCGAGACCCCCAAGGGGAAGCAAAAGGCGCUGCUCCGGCAGAGGGAGGUGGUGGACCUGUAUAAUGGAAUGUGCUUACAAGGACCUGCAGGGGUGCCUGGGCGAGACGGAAGCCCUGGGGCCAAUGGCAUUCCUGGGACCCCUGGGAUCCCCGGUCGGGAUGGAUUCAAAGGAGAAAAGGGAGAAUGCCUGAGGGAAAGCUUUGAGGAGUCCUGGACACCUAACUACAAGCAGUGCUCAUGGAGUUCACUGAAUUACGGCAUUGAUCUUGGCAAAAUUGCGGAGUGUACAUUUACAAAGAUGCGCUCCAACAGUGCUUUACGAGUUUUGUUCAGCGGCUCACUUCGGUUAAAAUGCCGAAGUGCGUGCUGUCAGCGUUGGUAUUUCACGUUCAACGGAGCUGAAUGUUCAGGACCUCUUCCCAUUGAAGCCAUAAUUUAUUUGGACCAAGGAAGCCCUGAACUCAAUUCAACAAUUAAUAUUCAUCGCACUUCUUCUGUGGAAGGACUUUGUGAAGGAAUUGGUGCCGGACUAGUGGAUAUUGCUAUCUGGGUUGGGACUUGUUCGGAUUACCCGAAAGGAGAUGCCUCUACUGGAUGGAAUUCAGUGUCUCGCAUUAUUAUUGAAGAACUACCAAAAUAGAUUCUUUAAUUUUCAUUCCCUACCUCUUUUUUAUUAAACCUUUGAAGGGUUCAUUUUAGUGGCGUUUUAUAUAAUGUUUAAUGUAUACAUCUGAAUAAAAAACAAAGCUAAAUGUG